GCAGCCUUGGCCUGGUGUUGAGGCUCGUUGGCAGGCUAAUGGAGCGGCAAAUGGACUUCCUGCAGCCUAGUGUUCAGUGUGUGUCUGGUGUUCUCUGCGUGAGUUUGUGACACUGAGGAUCUGUUCAGGAACCUGUCAGCCCUGUGUAUCUAUCUGCCUCAAGCAGCUGUGCCAGUAGUCCUCAUGUUGACCAUGGCCUCAUCUAGGCCUCCAGCAGCAGCACACCUCUGUAUCUUUUCAUGUAGCUUCCUGCCUGGUAUGCACGCAACAUGAGUAGAAGUGUUACUGUACAUCUCUCAGUGCUGAAUGGGGUACCUGGACUGGAGGUACUGGGUGGCGCACAGGAAGGCAAACUCCAAUACACGUACACUAGGGUGGUAGCUGUGAUCUGAUGUUCUACACGGCUCGCAGAGCAAACAAGAAUGCUUUCCUGGGUCUUUGGCAGCGUACAGAUCUGAGGCAAUAGACAGUGAACACUACAGGAGUGUGACGUAUUGGAUUAGUAGCAGGCUCUAUGGCCUGGCCGCUGGGACGUGGUAGCUGACAUGCAGAUUGCCAGGGGCUCGAUGUUGACGCAGAACACCAAUCCAGCUGUCCAUCGUCUUCCGCUACGCCAUGGCACUUGCCUGGGCCAUGCCUGGUCAUGAACGACCUGUGAUGUUUGGCCACCCCUGGCCUGCACCAGCGAACCCAUGCUUUGCUGAAAGGUGUCAGCAGUCACACGGCCAGGCACAUUCAACUUCUACAUGGCAGCAAUUCACACAGGGCUGCUGGGCUACUGCUGCCAGGGGAAGUGAGCUAACCUGGACUGCAGACACUGUCGGCAAGCCCUGUCCCUUUGGCGGACAGGCACACACUGACAGGCUGCAACGCAGCACUCUAACAUCAGUAGCUCCUGCACUGUGGGGACAGCUCUCAUUCUGAGGGUGGGAGGCCAGCAGAAGGCUGUGCUGGGAUUUCUUCUGUCUUAUCAACAGCUUGUUGGUGUGGUUCUAGGAGGAGGCAACCACCUGCUCUUGUACUGUUUAUUGUAGCAUUUCUAACCAGGCUGGUCUUCACAGCACCGUAGACAACUCCUGACAUUACCAAAGUGCAUUUCUGAAGUGCCACUCAGGGCUGCCCAUCAGCAGUGGUAGUGCUUCCGACAGGGCUGGCCAGAUCGAGUAGAUUUCAUGUUGGGGCCGAGCUGUUUAUGGUACGCUGGGCAAGUUUGCAUUCCAUUGGAGAUUGGACUGUGCAGGUGGCUGCCCAUCACUGUGCCGAUAGUCUGUAGCUGAGGGCAGCAGCAACUCAUCUCCUUUUGCAACUUGAAGGGACCUUGUCAGUUGACAUGGGAGCGGAGAGUUGUGCACCAAUGACAAUUCCGAGCCAUGGGGGUCACGUGCCGGUCAUGGCACGUUCUCCGCAGACGCACCACCAGCAUCACUCGGGUAACCGUCGCCGGGUGACCUCCCUGCCGCUGCGCUCCCUGAACUCACCACCGUCCACGGAACCUCCGCCACUCUCACCGCCGUACGCGAAAGGAGUGGACGGCGCCAGCAUGCCACCAGGUGGCGACAUGUACCAGCCGUACCACGCCAGUCACCACGGCACCAACAACGGCUAUAACGACGAUGCACUGCUGCAGAAGAUCCAGCAGUCGUCACGGCGACGUAGGCAGCCGUACGCGCCGUCCUUUGCAAGCCGGACACCUGCAACCGAAGGUGGUAACAGCAGUGUGGCAUCAUCGCGCACGUCCAGCAUGUCUGAUCUGAGUACAAGCUACCCGACAGAGAACAUCUACCAGUCGGCUCCGCGUCACUUCCCCGCACAUCCAGCCAGUGGCUUUCCGACACACUCGCACUCGCAGCCAUCCAGCGGCCACCACACGCCAUCGAAACCGCUCCAAAACGGCCUCCUACCGUCACCACUUCAACCUACGUACGGUGGGCAGAGCCCUCUCAAUGGCCUGUCGCCCAACCGGCCCCGCAGUGAGCGCAGUCAACAACAAGGACACAUAGCGCCGGCCAACAUACACACCGUUCAUCCGGCCGCCACGGUGCAGAGCGAGAACCUGUACGCCACCACCACCGCUCUGCUCCACUCCACCAACGCGGGCAGUCGGAGCGGAGUGAUCCUCAGUGAGAGCGGCAGCAACUCCAACUCGCCGUCGUCCGGUCACCGGGAGCAGCGACAUGCGAAUCACGACCAUCAACUGCACCGCCACUCCAGCUCUGACAGCAUGAAUGCACGCCAGCUCAGUCGAGGAACCAGCAACGACAGUAUCGGCUCGCUGGAGCGUCUCCCGGAAGACUGCUUUGUACCGACGACGACGUCGGUCACGGCCAUCAAUGGAACACCAGGCGAAUCGACAACUCUACCAAUGACACACACAAUCAGCAGUGGCAGUAUUGAUUCCUCCGGCAGCAGUGGUAUUGGACACAGCACGAGCCCGUCGCUCGAGCGCAGUGUCCGACUCGGCAGCAGCAACAACAUGGCGCCGAUCAGCGAGUCACGAGCCAUCUCGCGUUCAUCGUCCGGUUCGUCGCUAUCCGCAUCGUCCUGUACCUCGCUGGACGCCGGCGGUAAUGGACCGAAGCGUGUCGUGUUUGGUCCGAGCAGCGACCGUAAGAAGAUCAAGCUGAACAAGGAGCCUCCGAGCAUACAAGAAGCCAAGCAGGCAGCUUUGAAAUCACUGACGGUCGGUCAGGCUAUGGAGGCCGCCACCAGCGGAAACCUGGCUCAUCUGCAUCGACUUCAAGCGACUGCACUGCAGGCCAAUGAACAGCUGUCCAUGCUGCGCGAUGCCAAUGGUGUAUCUCCUCUACACAAAGCAGCUGAGUGCGGUCACAUUGACAUAGUCAACUUCUUGCUGAAGGACUGUGGCCUGUCAGAGGAGGGUCGGCGCAAAGCCACCGCCAUGGCCGACAAGGAUUACCUGACGCCGUGCAUGCUGGCGGUCCAGAACGGCCACUUGGACUGCGUCAAGGUCCUGGUGGAGGCCAGCCAGGGGGACUUUGAAACCGACGAUCACGGCUCGACGCUGCUGCACUUGGCAGCUGCCUUUGACCAGGCUGACUGCUUGGAGUACAUUGUGGAUGCCAUGAAGCGGCGAGAUGUUGAUCCACAUGUUGCUACCGACACUGGCGUGACACCUGCACACGUGGCGGCCCAGAAAGGCAGCAUCAACUGCCUGCGCAUCCUCUUUGAUGCAGGGACGCAAAUGCAGGCUGAUGACGAGGACCUGACACCCAUCGAUUGGGCGCACAAGGCUGGCCACGGCCUAUGUGAACACUACCUGACCGUCAUUCAAACAUGCUGGGCACUGCACGUCAGCCUGGAGGAAGCCGAAACCAAACUGACCAAGAGCAACAAGCAGAACCGGUCGCUUGAGACGCAGCUCACUGACGCACGAAAACAGCAGGCCGCAGUGGAAGACGAGAUACAAAAAGUGAAGGAAGAGUGUGACCGACGCCUGAAAGAGACAAAGGAGGAUUUUGCGCAACUGAUGACCAGGAUGAUGGAGCAGGUCGGAGGCGGCAAAAGUGCUCUGAGGGAAAAGAUGGAGAUGAUGAAUGCCAGCACUUUGUUCCCGACAACAUCGCCCACGUCGACAGUGAAAAAGUCCAAAUCAGCCAGCCCUCCCGUUCCUCCAAGAACAGUCACGCUUCCAAACUCAAAUGGCUCUUCUCCGGCAUCGUCAAAGAGUAAUGGCAGUUGGAGGAACCGGUCAGAUUUGGCCGAGGGCGUUCGAAAACGCCUCGAGAUGAGCCAGUCUCUGGACAGUGCAGAGAUCGAUGAGGUGAUGUCAGUUGUGGAGCGCGAACAGCAGCUCGACUCCUUGAACAUGAGCAAUAUCGGCAUAAGUGAUGUGGAAGAUGAGGAUGAGAAUUGCCUCCAGUGAUAUCCAGCAACCGUGCAGCUAGUGCCUUGACAACUCGCCGCUAAGCAUGCCACUGUACAGCCAGUUGCCUUGACAACUCGCCGCUGAGCAUACCACUGUACAGCUGCAUACAUGUGCUGGAUUCAAGUGCAAACAUGCCUCCUAGGUUGUCAGUACGAACUACAGGCUUAGUUGCCUUGACAACUUGCUGCUAAGUGUACCACUUGACAUGCACUUCAAGUGGAAACGUGCUUUCUAGGCCCUUAGCCCAGACUACAGACUUUGAAAUUCGUUGUGUUCUUGGUUUGGCUGUAUCCGCCCCAGCAUCCAGAUGGUGCCAUCAUUAUAGAGUUGAUAAAUCUGAACUAGGUCUUUUUCUCUUUUGCACACACUUUGUAUUACAGCGCCGUGCUGUGUUGCUGUUGUAAAUGUCACCGAUGCCUAUCAAGAAACAGUGCGUCGGCGCACCUUUGCUAUAUCUCCAACAUACCCAGACUUGAACAGAGAGAUAAGAAGAUAGGUGUUGAUCCGACCUUCCCACAUUACCAUCAUAAUGCCCUAUCUAUAUAAUCUUAUUUGUUCCGCUUUUUUGCCAGAUCCAGAUUUUAUUGAGAUAUAUCACCAUGAGUACGAUUUUCAUUAUAAAUAGUUUAGAUACUGCAUGGAAGAGUGAAUCAAGUCACAAUUAA
Sycon ciliatum is the source of this 4551-nucleotide messenger RNA. Its product is annotated as mucin-6-like. The record is from RefSeq and is a predicted model, not a curated record. The transcript is spliced from 16 exons. The coding region runs from base 1331 to 3883 and encodes 850 amino acids. NCBI's taxonomy places the organism in Eukaryota, Metazoa, Porifera, Calcarea, Leucosolenida, Sycettidae. Gene Ontology annotation, molecular function: ubiquitin protein ligase binding.